Messenger RNA from Myripristis murdjan (pinecone soldierfish), 3013 nucleotides. RefSeq names its product formin-like protein 6. Bases 137 to 2689 code for a protein of 850 amino acids. The transcript is spliced from 17 exons. The record is from RefSeq and is a predicted model, not a curated record. NCBI's taxonomy places the organism in Eukaryota, Metazoa, Chordata, Actinopteri, Holocentriformes, Holocentridae.
GGAACGCAGGUUUUCCCUCACACUGUUUUCCAGUAAGGGAAGUAGUUCUCUGUGAAGGCCGUGCCACCGAAAAAUCUUGAAACAAAGGAGCAGUUGUAUGGAUUUUUUUUUUCUUUGGCAUAUAUUUUAAAGAGUAAUGAUGCCAAGUUUAGGACCAAAGAAAAAAGCCAACCUAUCCAGGAUGGACAAACACAGCACUGAUUUGCCGCAGCUGAGCAACGAGAAGCAGCUCAGCAUCAUGAACAUGGUCAAGAGCGGCGAGCUGUCCAUCGAAGACGCCCUGGACCUGGCCAGAAAUGACCAACUGCAGCUGUUCAAACAGCAGAGCCAGGCUGAGGAGGAACAACAACAGUACAACUUCAGCAUUCACAAACAUGGCCGCUACAGGUGGCAGAAACGGGUUCUGCAGAUUGACUUCAAGACUAAAAUGCUGUGCAGCAUAGAGAAAGGCAUCGUCAAGCGGCAGCUGCCCUUCUCUCAGGUUAAGAGUUGUGAGGCCGGGGCCAGCUCCAGGUUCUCCAUAUCCUUUAAAGGACGUCACGACUAUGAGUUGGAGGCCACCUCACUGGAGGACAAGCACAAAAUCAUGCAGCUUGUGAAUCAGAUAAUCUAUGAGAAUAUAUACGGGCACCCUGCUGAUGGCAACGCAGAAACACUUCAUCAGUCUCCAGGGUCAAAGAGCCUUCGGGAGGGGGUCUUGUUCCUGCACAGAGGGGGGUUGGCGUCGUUCAAAUGGGUGAAAUAUGAGGUCCAGCUGCACCCUGGCCAGCUGACCCUGGUCCCCCUCGGGCGUCGGGGACCUGCAGAUGGUGAGGUGACCUCCACGGUGACCACUGUGAUUCACCUGUCAGACGGAGACACCAGCGUAGAGAAACCUCACAGCCUAGACACUUUCACUUUGGCCACCCACAAAAAUAAGUACCACUUCCGUGUGCCUGCAUCAGAACAAGCAGAAGACUCCAAGGCUCUCCAACAAGAGAGGGAUGCCUGGGUCCAGGCCAUUCACAAACUGUGUUUGGAGUGGAAGAGGAAGUCCCAAAUUGAAGACAUGCACAUGGGAGUGAUGGAUCUCCAAGGUCAUGACACAGACGAAGACGCAGAGGACACACUGCCAGCAGGAGGACAAGCUGAUGUAGAGUCCAGGUCUAGUGGUGGACAAGUGGUGGACAGAAAUAUGAAUCAAAGUGAUCCUCCAGCUGAAUAUGCAAACUCUGAUCCCAUCUCCUUCGGUGGCAAUCGUGCAUCAGCUGGCGACGGGAGUCAGAGUCGUCCUGCGGCCGAGACCGUGAAGCCUGUGGCCAAACUGCGCAUUAAGUCUGCUAAUAUUAUGCCUUCAUCCCCUGUCCCGUCACCAGCUGUUCCUGGUCCUGCCUUAUCACCACCCACAACCCCAUUACGCUCACCUCGCACCACUGCUUUCACACCCUCCUCUCCUCUCUCAUCACCCACCUCCCCUGUCCGCUCUGUCUCCUCCAUGGUCCCACAAUGCCCUCUCCCUGAACCUGUCUCCUCAACCCAGGCGGGACCACCACCCCCAAUGAUCCCAGCUCCUCCACCUUUACCCAUCAGAUUCAAGAAAAAUCCAACCAAACCAAACACUAAGGCCUUCCACUGGGACCUAGUUGGCUCAGAUACGAUUGCGAAAUCUUUCUGGAUGCAAAGAAGCACCAGGAGGAUUGAAAUUGACACCCCACGCUUGUAUGAGCAAUUUGCUGUUCAAGACUUGGGAACAAUUGGUGUUGCUGAUUCGGGUAAUACCCAGCACAUUAUUCUCGACCAGAAGAUUGCGCACAACUUCAAUAUUUUCCUCAAAAGUUUUCCAGUGCAACCGGGAGAGCUGAAGGACAAACUGUUCAUCGUUAAUGAGGAUGACGGAGGCCUGUCUGAUGAGCAGAUCACCUCCCUCAGGAGGUAUGUUCCCACCUCAGACGACGUGGAAACGUACAAAUCCCACCAGGGCCCUGUGUCAGAGCUGCAUAUCGUGGACCAGUACAUGAUGGAGAUGUGCAACAUUCCCUGCCUGAGCACACAGCUGGACCUGCUGCUGACCCUCAGAGAGCUCCCGAUCAGCAUGAACGACCUGCAGCCUCUGAUUGACCAGAAGAUCAGAAUGUGCAUGCAGCUGUGCGACUCCGGGUCAUUUGUCUCCGUGCUGGAGUACAUCCUCGCCAUCGGCAAUUACCUGAACGAGAAUGCCGGAAAGGAAAAGGCCAAGGGAUUCCGCCUCUCGUCCUUAACUAAACUCUGCCAGCUCCGUGGGAGAGACAGAAAGUUCACCUUGCUCCAUGCCCUUGUUGAGCAGAUCAUGUUGCAUGAACCAUGCUUGGUCGCCUUUAUCCAGGAGUUGGCGGAAUUUGAAACUGUCCCAGGAGCCUCCAUCAAAGGACUGACCGCAGAGGUAGAUGUCCUGAAGAAUGAACUACAGAAGGUCAUACAGUAUAAAAAAACCUCCAAGAAGCGAAAUGGUGGCGAUCAUCACCCAAACUUCUCCAAAGACCUGAAGAUGGCCAUUGACAAAUACAACGCAGACCUCUCGGCGCUGAUGAAGAAGUGUGAGCAGAUGAAGAAACUCUUCUCUGACAUACUGGUGAAAUUUGGAGAACCAGCCAAUCAAGACUCCCGGGAGCUGUUUGGGUUGGUCUGUCAGUUCAUGCACGACUUCAAGAGGACCCACGCUGAAAUUGUAUAGGCUAUAUCGUAUGUUUGCUAAAAUAGUCAAAUCAAGCUUAGCACAUCUGAAUUUUAGUACAAGCACUGUUUAUGUAAUUAAUACAGAUAUACAUAUAUAUGUAAAAUGUCAUGUUAUGGCACACUGGAACACUUUAUACUUAUAUACUUUAUACUUAUAAACUGAAGCAUUGUUGUGAGUCACAGCUGUAAUGACCACUUGUAUUUUACCUCCAUUUUACUGUCAGAGGCUCCUGCAGCUUCUGUAUAAUGAUGCUGAUGCUCGUAGACACAGAAUGACAAUUUCAGUGGAUCAGUUUUGUGGAUAUCUUGCCAUUAAAGCUAA